Molecule: messenger RNA, 4356 nt
Organism: Manacus vitellinus (golden-collared manakin)
Lineage: Eukaryota; Metazoa; Chordata; Aves; Passeriformes; Pipridae
Gene: AUTS2
Product: activator of transcription and developmental regulator AUTS2
Exons: 12
Coding region: 1-2418 (805 amino acids)
Source: RefSeq, a predicted model, not a curated record
AUGUUUGCCCCUCCCACGGCUCUGCCCCCUCCACCUCCACUGACGUCAGGGACACUGCAGGUUCCAGGACACCCCGCUGGUAGCACUUACUCAGAACAAGAUCUCCUCCGUCAGGAACUAAACACGCGGUUUUUGGCCUCGCAGAGCGCAGACCGCGGGGCCUCCCUGGGCCCCCCGCCCUACCUGAGGACCGAGUUCCACCAGCACCAGCACCAGCACCAGCACACACACCAACACACACACCAGCACACCUUCACGCCUUUCCCCCACGCCAUCCCACCCACUGCCAUCAUGCCGACGCCAGCACCGCCCAUGGUGCGUACCCCAGGCAGAAAUUUUGACAAAUACCCUACAAAAGUUGACCCCUUCUACCGUCACAGUCUGUUUCACUCCUAUCCUCCAGCUGUAUCAGGUAUUCCUCCCAUGAUUCCUCCAACUGGCCCCUUUGGAUCCCUACAAGGAGCUUUUCAACCCAAGACUUCCAAUCCUAUUGAUGUUGCAGCCAGGCCUGGGACGGUCCCACAUACCCUUCUCCAGAAAGAUCCACGGUUGACAGAUCCGUUCAGGCCCAUGUUGAGGAAACCUGGGAAGUGGUGUGCCAUGCACGUCCACAUCGCCUGGCAGAUCUACCACCACCAACAGAAAGUCAAGAAACAGAUGCAGUCGGAUCCACACAAGCUGGACUUCGGCCUGAAACCAGAAUUUCUGAGCAGGCCACCAGGCCCCAGCCUUUUUGGAGCCAUCCACCACCCCCAUGACCUGGCCCGGCCCUCGACUCUCUUCUCCACAGCCAGUGGGGGGCAUCCAGCUGGCACCCCUUUUGGCCCACCACCUCACCACAGCAACUUCCUCAACCCAGCUGCUCACUUAGAGCCCUUCAACCGCCCGGCGUCCUUCAGCGGCCUCACCGCCGUGGGCAGCAACGCCUUCGGGGGGCUCGGGAACCCCACAGUCACACCCAACUCAGUGUUCGGCCACAAGGAUGGCCCCAGUAUGCAGAGCUUUAGCAACCCUCACGAGCCCUGGAACCGACUGCACCGAACUCCUCCUUCGUUCCCGACCCCUCCGCCCUGGCUGAAGCCAGGAGAGCUGGAGCGCAGUUCAUCUGCUGCAGCUCAUGACAGAGAUAGAGAUGUAGAUAAACGAGACUCAUCUGUUAGUAAAGAUGACAAAGAAAGGGAGAGCAUUGAGAAAAGACACUCCAGCCAUCCUUCGCCAGCACCAAUCCAUCCAGUAAAUUCCCUCGGACAUAACCGCAGCUCAAACGAGCAGAUCAGGAGCCAUCUGAACCCCGAGGUCCGAGAGAAAGAGAAACCCAAAGAACGAGAGAGGGAUCACUCCGAAUCCCGGAAGGAAAUUAAUGUUGAAGAGCACAAGGUGAAGGACAACUAUAUUUCGGAGAAAGAAGGCCUGAGCCAUGAAAGCCGAGUGGUGGAAGAGUCUAAGCAGAUGCCCAGGGUUCCUUCCCCCUAUGCCAGGCCCCCCGUUGUGGAGAGCACCAGGCCCAACAGCACCUCAAACCGCGAGGCCGAGAGGAAGAACGAGCCGGCGUACGAGAAUCCCAAGAAAAGCAACGAAGUCAAAGUGAAGGAAGAGCGAAAGGAAGACCAUGAUGUUCAACCUGAGGGACCUCAGACUCAUCGGUCAUCUGAUCAGCCACCACCUAUAUCUACAUCCAACGUCCAUCCAAGUCCUCUAGUGUCUAUGCCCAUGACUGUAGGUGUAACUGGAAUACAUCACAUGAACAGCAUCAGUGGCCUGGAUAGGACUCGCAUGAUGACGCCUUUUAUGGGAAUUAGCCCAAUUCCUGGUGGAGAACGUUUCCCCUAUCCUUCUUUCCACUGGGACCCGAUGAGGGAUCCCUUGAGAGAUCCGUACAGAGAGCUGGAUAUUCAUCGGAGAGACCCCCUGGGCAGAGACUUUUUGCUAAGGAAUGACCCCCUUCACCGUCUUUCCACGCCAAGACUGUACGAAGCAGACAGGUCGUUCAGGGAUCGGGAGCCUCACGACUACAACCACCACCACCAUCACCACCACCCUCUGUCUGUCGACCCUCGGCGUGAGCACGAGCGGGGCACCCACCUGGACGAGCGGGAGCGGCUGCACAUGCUGCGGGAGGACUACGAGCACGCGCGCCUGCACUCGGUGCACCCGGCCGCCCUGGACGGGCACCUGCCCCACCCCAGCCUCAUCACCCCGGGGCUCCCCAGCAUGCACUACCCCCGAGUCAGCCCCCCCACGGCACACCAGAACGGCAUCCUCAACAAAACUCCCCCCACAGCAGCUCUCAGUGCCCCCCCGCCUCUUAUUUCCACGCUGGGACCUCGGCCCGGGUCUCCCAGAAGGACUACUCCUCUGUCCACGGAGAUGAGGGAGAGGCCCCCCUCUCACACCCUCAAGGACAUUGAAGCUCGAUAAGCAGAGUGAGACUGAAUAAAAAACACAGAAAGAAGGACAAAAACGUUGUACAUGAACAUAAUAUAAAGACCUUCUUACUAGUCAUUGCUACAGACUGGGGAUGUGACCCACUGUACAAUAUGUAUAGACCCGAGUGCAAAGAUUUUGAAAUGGUUUUUUUUGUAUAUUAUAUGUUGAAAUUUUCCAGAUCUUUUAGCCAAGUCCAUACGUUUCUCGUGUCUCCUACUCUAUUUUAUUUCUAGUUUAAGAAUUUCAAUAUUUGAACUGAAGAACAAGACAUCAAUCUGAGUGAUUUGACUAGAAACAAGCCACCACCAAUGUCAACCCUACAAAGCUCUUUCAGACCAGAAAUGAAGUCAAUUGUAGAUAUUUAUGUAAAAAGAUUGCUUCAUGGGUUAAUGGUUCAUAUAUGCAAAAAGGGUAAGAUGAAAGCUUUACUUUGUACAAAUGUAAAUAGAUAAAAUUAAGUAACAUAAUACAUUAAUACUUCUUAAACUGUGCUAUUUGCAAACUUAAUAUUGAUCAACACAGUCUGCUUAUGCUGUGUUACAUAUAUUGUUAUAGACAGCUAAACCCCUUCAACUAUGCAAUGAAUUUAAGGCUUUUCACAAAAGCCUUUAUAACUCAAAGGAGCCUUUUCAACACACAACAUAAUUAAAGUCAUAUUUUCCCUGAACAAGCUCAUUUCUAAUAGGAGCCUAUUUCUCUUGCUUGUUUUGAUGAAGAAACAGCCCACUAGAGGUGCAGUUUUCUGUCUGAAGCCCUGCAUGAGGCUGCUGAGGUCACUGGAGCUCGUGUGUCGCUUCCACGGCGUCAGGGUCAGUGCUCUGUAAGCACCGGUACUGGAGUCAUGGCCAGUUGGUUUUCAGUCACAUUCAUCUGGGUUAAACAGGAAUAAUCAAAUGCUGGAUCUUUUCCAGAACUUUUGUCACUGAACAUGUCAGAUUUCUUUCUGGAAGAGCAUCUGCUUAUAGCCAUUCAUGUCUGGUUUUAUUGCCAGUCUGUCAUUUUUAUCUGUACACACGCUUUUUCUUUUUUUUGUGUUAUGGGAUUUUUAGCUACCUUGAAACAAAUCCUACAAGAAUACUUUUCUAAAUGAUGGAUAUGUUUUCACUGUGGAUCAGUGUUUAAUUAAUGAACUCCAUUGCAGAUUUCAUAAUGCAAUUUAUUGUAUUUCAGUUGGUAAUAAAGUCUGUGAAGAGUUAAUAGGCCAGCCUUGUUGUUCCCUAAUCACAGAAGCCAUGAAAUAACAUGAAGAACAUGGUCCUUUUUACAAAUAUGCAUCAAUCUUCUGAAAUCUUGUCUUUUCAUAGCACACUUUUUUAUAAUGCAUUAAGUUUCUUGUCUAAAUAUUUGGAGAGAAUAUGACUUUAUCAGAGAGAAUUCAAUAUCUUGUCUACUGGACUGUAAAAUAUAUGUAUGAAAUAAAAUUAGUUCCAUUGGUCUUCUAGUGUAUUAAAGUGCUAUCUGAAGUUGUUACCCUGUUUUGGCAAAAAAAAAAGAAAAAAAAAAGAAAAAAGUUAACUACAGACAGUUGUUUCUAAUGAUCAGAGAUCUAUUUUAGUAGUCAACUGAAGGUUUAGUUGUGAGCUUCAGAUUUUGUGAACUCCAGAUGUUGUGCGGUGGUUUCUUUUCUUUUUUUUUUUUCUCUUUUUUUUUUCUUUUUUUUCUUUUUUUUUUUAAGAACAAAAGGAAAAAUCCAAAAAAAAUCCCAACCCUGAGGAAUAUGUACACUGGAACCGUAGUGGUAGCUUUCAGUAUUGUAAAGAGAUUGUUAUAUACAAACCUUUUUGCUGUUUAUCCUGUAUGUAAUAAAGUCCUUUCUAGAUCCUAUGUGAAAAGCAAAGUGAAGCGGCUCUCAAUCUUCAGCAUGUUUCCUCAUCAGCGAAGACUUGUGUAAUGUAAAUUGUGCCAUGUUAUUAAAAAAUGUGAACUAAA